AUGCAGAGCUCCUCAAACUCGUCCUUAGACCCUGCAGCGGACGCAGUGACCAUAUGUGCGUACCCGUCUGUCUUGACCAUGGUGACCACUUGGCUUGUGUUGUACAUACUGCUUCUGCCGCUGUUUCUCUACGUUCUCUACCUCUGCUCCGUUCAGAAGAAUCCCAGUCACUCAGACUUUUUCACCUUCCACAUCAUCGCCAUGGACAUCAUCACCAUGCUGGACGCACAGAACGCGGACAGUACACCGGUGGUAAAAAUGGCGGAUAAGAAGAGUUUUCAGAUGUGCAACUGUUGUGGUUGGUCCAAAAUGACGACGUACCAGGGCUUGAGGACUCACCAGGGGAAGAUGGGAUGCACCCCGAAAGGAACCACCAUUCCAGAACGCACACAGCAAGUCAUCUUCAACACCUUCCUGCCCAAAUUCACCUACACACUGCCUCUUGAUCAGCAGAUUACAGAAGACAUCAUGAGGGUUUGGAGACAAAUGGAUCUUCCAGGACAAAUGCUGGAUACUGCAACAGUCACAGAGAUCCAGAAUGAGCAGUUUCCAGGCGUCUUGAGCCCACUUGCUUCUAACCAAGUGUUUCCAACAGGCAAUAUUCAAAGGUUUGCUCUUCCAGCAGCAAGCACAGGGUUCAGUCAGGAAAAGACGUUUGGACCAACUUCAAAUGAUACAGAGACUGAAAGAGCAAAGGAAAACAAGCCAAAAACACAAACACAAUCAGUCUUUGGCUCUUCUCAACGACCACUGCAGUUGUCUGACCAAAACAUAAAAACUCACAGUGCUCUGGACUCGAUGAUUAGAACCCAACAGACCCAGAAAUCUCACAGAAGUCCUGCUCUGGCUGAUGUAGUGAGGACUGAAAGAGAGAACAGCGCCAGUAUUGCGACAACUCAUCCUACGACAAGUCAACCCAUUGUCAGCGGUUUUUGCACCAGCACCCAACCGCAGACAGUUUUCAGUCUGUCAACACAGCAGACACCAAAGUUACAGAGUGCUGUUACUUCUGCUGAUGUGGUGAAGCAUGGACAAACAUCGACUGCUUUCAGUGGGUCACGGCCUUCACACCAGACUCAAAGCUUCCAGAGUGCUGUUACUUCUGGCGUGAAUAAUGAAACCACGACAUUAUUCUCAAGACUUGGAACAACUACAAGCAAUUUUGGUAACCAAAAACCAGCAGUUUUCGAUGGGCCAUGGUGUUCGCAGCAGACUCAAAGCUUCCAGGGAAGGCCUGAUACUCCUGCUGAUGUGAUGGACGGAAAGGAAACCAAACCAGGUUUCAGCACAACUCUAACAAGUACCAGCCAUGUCGGCAACAACAACCAAACUCAGGCGGCGUUCAGUGGCUCAGCAGGUCCACAGACUCAAAGCUUCCACAGUGCUGUUACUUCUGCCGUGAAGGAUGAAACCACGACAUUAUUCUCAGGACUUGGAACAACUCUGCCAAGUUUCAGCAAUUUUGGUAACCAAAAACCAGCAGUUUUUGAUUGGCCAUGGCGUUCACAGCAGGGAAGGCCUGAUACUCCUGCUGAUGUGAUGGACAGAGGAGAAGCCACACCAGGUUUUAGCACAACUCUAACAAGUACCAGCCAUGUCGGCAACAACAACCAAACUCAGGCGGCGUUCAGUGGCUCAGCAGGUCCACAGAUGUUCCAAUUGUCAACGCAAAUUCCCGGACCUUUCCAAACCCAACCAACGGCAACACACACCAUGCCACCUGCAGACGAUCCCACCUCUAGUUUUUUGGGAAAUCUGCUUAUCUCCAAUGGAACACUGACGGGGUCCAGUUCUGGUCCAAGUUCGUCCGCUGCAGAAGCUUCAGUCAAAGUGGAAGACAAACAGAAUACAGGAGGUGUGCAGCAGCAGCAGAUUGAGUAUUUCCAAACACAGCCUGGCUUUGCUCAAUUUCAAAAGACAUCAUCCCAGACUCUGUCCUCACAGCAAGGUCCCAGAAAAACUGAACAAGUGUCUACAAUGACUCCCUCCACUACCGCUUCCACUGGUGCGCCUCAGUCUGGCCAAAGCGAUCUACAGACAGGACCAGCAACUCUGCAAGCUGCACCUCCCCAGGAACCAAACCCAUAUUUUGAGACUCCUCCACCAAACUCUCAUCCGUCUACAGCCGAAGGAAACAAAACCAGACGAACUCUGGACUUCUCCACAGGAGCCCAUCAGGCUAAAACUUCACUAACAGUUCCAACGACCACAGCCCGAACACAGCUCCCUCUAGUGGACGACCAGAGGGAAAGAGAGGCUGAAAAACUAAACCAGCUACAACGGGACCAGAUAAAAGCAGAACUGCAGCAAAAGAUUCGAUCGCGAGAACAAAAGCUGUGCGAGAUCCGAGCGAGUGUCAAGGAAUGCAAGGGCAGUUUGGACGCAGAGUGGCUAGAAAUUGACAGCGUGUUUUCAGGCGUAAUUCACAUCGUGGAGGAGGCGCGACAAAGAGCCCUGCAGCCUCUGGAAAACAGGAGAGAAAAACUCAAGAGAGAAUCACAAAGUUUGAUUCAAAAAAUCCAGGAAGACAUUCUGAAACUUGAAAAGGCCAUCAAAGAAACGGAGACUGCCACAGAUUUAGAUAUUGUUCCUCUUCCAAAGAUCAGGACAAGAGACACCCAACAUAAUAUAAACACCACGUUUUCCUUUGGCCCCAUUCAAACCACCAUUUCCUCCAUGGUGGAGCAAAUUCAAGAAGAACUGGGAAAGAUCUCUGCGCUCGAACUUGAAAGAGUGAGGGCAUUUGAAGGUAGGUCAAGUUUCUGUUGA
Messenger RNA from Knipowitschia caucasica, 2769 nucleotides. NCBI's taxonomy places the organism in Eukaryota, Metazoa, Chordata, Actinopteri, Gobiiformes, Gobiidae. The record is from the annotation of a GenBank genome assembly.